This is a messenger RNA of Morus notabilis, 5731 nucleotides long. RefSeq lists its product as uncharacterized. NCBI's taxonomy places the organism in Eukaryota, Viridiplantae, Streptophyta, Magnoliopsida, Rosales, Moraceae. Gene Ontology annotation, molecular function: glycosyltransferase activity. The record is from RefSeq and is a predicted model, not a curated record. Bases 285 to 5447 code for a protein of 1720 amino acids. The transcript is spliced from 17 exons.
AAAAAAAGUAAUCGCAAACACGCGAUGCAUUUUUCUCUUUACGGGCAGCUGGGCAAAGGUGCUGUAGUCGUUGUACGGACUUACUAGUAAUUCCCCAACGCUACGUCUCACAGAGUAUUCCUGCAUCCUCACUCCCUAAAAUCCCUUCCGUCUCUGUAAUUUCCAUUACCUCCUUCUUUUUCUUCUGCAAACCCUCCUUCUCGCCAAUGGAAAACCAGCCAUAGAGCUAACGCUGAACACUCCCCUCCCCGAAAACGGCAGCCGAUUUUCAACAGAAAACCGCCAUGGAUGCGUACCAACAGCACCAACACUACAUGAGACCGGCGGCGACGGAUCCCUACCACCACCAACAGCAACAACAGCAGCCGCCGCUGCCGAGGCCACCGGUGCCUCCGCAGGGCCACUGGUACUCCAACCAGUUCCAAUACUCGCCGUCUCCUCCGCCGCCUCAGUGGGCUCCACCGCCUCCUCCUCCUCACCCCCACUCCGACCAUUUCCCUCCUCCGGGAUCUUAUCCUCCGCCGCAGCACCAUUAUCCUGCGCACCCUGUCCACCAGAACCACUUCUCAUCAGCUCCUCCGCAGCAUCCGCCUCGGCCUCCACUGCCUCCUCACCUCCCUCCGCAUCCUCCUCAGUCUUACGCUCAGGAUUGGGGAGCUCCAAAUUGGGCACAUCACCAAGGUUGGGAAUAUCAAGCUGUAGCCCAUAGCAAUGAAGAAGAUUGGGCUGCGAGGGCCAGAGCAUGGGCAGAUGCUAAAGCUGCAAUGGAGAACCAACAUCCAGAGUCACAGUUUGCACCAGCUGGCAGGGUGGAAGAACAGAGUCCUUACCAUGACCAAUAUCCCCAUUCUGCUGAUGCUCAUUACACGGAAAUUCAGCAUCAGUCGAACUAUCAACAAGUUCCAGUUUCAGCGGCAUCUCUACACCGGCUACCAGCAACUCAUCCUUCAGAGGUUCCUCCUGUGAGCUCUAAUGCUUCUUCUUAUGGCCCAGAGGGACAUCUUCACACCGUCAGAGAUGGAACUUCAGCUGCAGAUUCAAAUGCUAUGAUUCAAAGUCAAGGAAAUCUACAUAAAAGUCCAUCUGUUCAUCAGCAGGAGGUACCUUCUAGUUAUUCUUCUGUUACAGGAAACAAUGCGGGUGCAGAUCAACUUGAGCAUUCAUACAGAUUGUUGUCUCAAGAAGGACAAAACCAUGUGCAACCACUGCCUGCUAUGCCUCUGGCUGAUCAGCCUUUAGAAUUUGCACCUAGAUUUAAUCGUGAUGACCCACAUAUCCAAUCCGGAUAUCCUUUUGACUCGGUUGGACCUGUAAGAGGGAUGGACACGGUUGCCACUAUGCCUCCCAUGAACAGUUGGACCUCUCCUGUUGCACCCGGCGUAUCUUAUCCUCCCAUCCCUCUGGUUAUGCCAUCAGGGCCUCAGCAUGAUCAUGCACUAGCUGUGCCUUCUCCUGUUCCUGGGCAUGUUGCACCUCCAUUUAGCAGUUUUCCUGGAACAGGCCUUCAGCCAACAAUUGCAUCUUCUGGUCCCCAAUUUACCCUAAGUCCUGGCACUGCUCUUCACCCAACUACAGCUUUCUCUGGUGAUGCAUAUGGAAUUCCUAGCGUUUCUGAGCGCCCUAAAAAGGCUCCUGUGCCUAAUUGGCUUAAAGAGGAAAUAAAGAAAGCAGUUAUCACAAGUUCAUCUUUGGACCAUCCCAAGGAGGAGACACAAUUUAUUGAGGAUGAAGACGGUGAUAAAUCUUUUGGGAAGGUUGACCAAGAAGAUAGCAAAAGCAUUGAUUCUUCUAGAUCAGCUGAAGAAGAUGAUGAUGAGGAUUAUGUAGAAGGAGCUAGAACCGCAGCAAUUAACCAGGAAAUAAAACGUAUCCUAACUGAAGUCCUGUUAAAGGUGACGGAUGAGUUGUUUGAUGAAAUUGCAACAAAAGUUCUGAAUGAAGAUGACCUGACUGUUGAAGUUGAUAAAGGUGCAGUCACCUCAAACCAUAGAGUAUCUCGGUCUCCCCCUACACUUCCAACUCCCAAAGCAACUGCAAAAAUUCUAAUUCCGGGUAAAUCCAAGGAACCUGAGACUGAAGGAAACACUGAAAAAUCAAGUUCUAGCUCCCCUGGAGAUGUGCUGGGUCUUGCAAAUUAUGCUACUGACGAUGAGGAUGAUGAUGAGACUCAGAGUUCAAGAUCUCCAAAUUCUAGGAGAAAGGAUGUUCUUCAACUUGAAAAACCUUCGGAAGACAGGCAUGAUGUUGAUGCUAAUGGCAGCUCUUUAGUACAACCUGAAGGGCUCAGUAGAAACCAGACAAACUUGGAGAGUGAGCCAAGUAAAGCGAGUUUAAUUCAGUCUAGAUAUACUGAUGCUGUUACUGAUUUACAACAAAGUAGGAAAAAUGAAAGUGAUGUUGCUGGAAGUACAUCAGAUGGUAGGUCAAAAGAUAUUUCAGGCGAAGUUAGAUCUGAGCUGCUUGAAGAUGAUGACCUUGAGAUGAAAAGAUUGAAAGAUAAUAACCAAGUUAAGGAAACCAAGAUCAGACCGGAUAAGAAUGAUCGGCAUGAAAGUAAGAGUUCUGGAAAAGACUUCCAAAAGGAGGAAGAGAGUGGCAAGAUUAGGACAGGUGAGAAGGGCAAUGGAAAUCAGAGGAGGCAUGAUGAAAGGCAUUCUAGAAAGGAAAAGACAGAUGAACUGAAUGGCUCUAAAGAUAGAAGAAAAGAGCAAAGUUCUAAAUCUUUGGAGAAAGUGCAAGAAUCUGAAUCAAAGAAAAGGUCUAAAUCUUUGGAGAAAGUGCAGGAAUCUGAAUCAAAGAAAAGGUCUAAAUCUUUGGAGAAAGUGCAGGAAUCUGAAUCAAAGAAAAGGUCUUCGCAUGCUGACGUCAAGGAGGGCAGAAAAGAAACAGAGGCGCAACGCAGAGCUGGUGCCAAAGAAGAAAGUAAUAGAAAAAGAGAGCACAACAAGGAUAAGGACGAUCAGAGAUCAAGACAUAAACAUGCAAGUGACUCAAGCAAGCAAAAGAGUAGACGUUCCUCUUCAGUUAGUAGGGGUAGAAACAGCAAGGAUGACUCAGGUCAUUGCGAUUAUGAGUCAAGUGAUGAAGUUUCUAAUGAUUCUAAGAGGAAGUCACGUUCGAGGAGACGCAACUUGUCACCAUCACCAUCACCAUCACCUGUCAAGUCUAGAAGAAGACAAGUUUUGCGGUCUCCACAUAGCAAGCAUUCACAGCGCAGGCAUUCUCCUUAUUCUUCUCUUGAUAACAAGAGGUAUGUUUCCAUGAAUUCUUUAAGACCGUCUUGUGUUUUUGAGACAUGCCCACCACCAAUCAAUGAGCAACUCAGGUGGGAAGGAGGUCAAGGUCAAGGUCUAGAACUCCUGUGCGGCGGCAUAGAUGAUCAGAGAAACAAUCUCUACAGUUGCAUUGCGUCUGAGAAAGUUUCUUUUUUUGGUUUGCAGGCCGUAAAGAUGGGACUAUGGUCGAUUUGGCUAUCUGGGUUUGCGUUGAUUUGCCUUUCCUUCUAUUCAACUCAGAGGUUACCUCCUCUUAUAGAUCAGAUAGCCAAGUCCAAACAGAGUCAGAAAGACCUUCGUCAUCUGGGCAAUCCCAAAAUCACCAUAUUAUCAGCUCCAAGUCCUUUUACUGCCUCUGUUGCCGAUAGCCAGAGCCUGGCUGUUCGUUCAUGGCUUGCUUUGUCCUCACAAAUUCAAGUUGUUCUGUUCAGCAAACACCCUUCUGUUUUCUCUUUCGCAGAAGCAUUUGGUUCCCGGGUUUUGGUAGAGCCCAACAUUGAUUUUACGUUCCUUGGUACCCCAUUCUUUCAUUCCAUGAUGGCAAGAUCAUAUUCAUUCAAAUCAGACAUUUCUGUUCUGGUCCACCCUGAAACUGUGCUCUUUCCUGACUUCAUUUCCACUCUGAAUUAUGCUCAUGAACUUGACCAUGACUGGCUUCUAGUUGCUUUGUCGCAAAAUCUGUCGCAUUUCCCGCUCCACUUGGAUGAGGAUGGGAAGCAUUGGCGAAGGGAGGAUGGAAAACUGAUAAGAAGCCGGGAGUUGCAGGAGGUAAUACAUGGUCAAAGUUCGCGGCGGAAUCCUUGUGAAGGAAAAAAGCUUAUGGCAUGGAGUAGUGGACAUCUGCCCUUACAUUCAGCAGUGCUCCCUCCUUUCUUGUAUGGGAGAGGGGUCCAUGACAAUUGGAUCAUUAAUGAGGCCUUGUCAUCUGCCUUUAGAUUUGUAUUUGAUGCCAGUUUGACCAUCUCUAGCUUUUAUCUUGAUGAUGAAGAUCACAAGUCUUACGAAAACAGAAGCUGGGAAUAUAAUGGAAAUUCUCACUUGGGAAUGACAUAUGGAUCAUUGUUUUAUCAAAAGUCCAAUUAUUCCGACCUGGCCAAGCUUUUAAAAUGUGAUGGGCAAUAUACUUUAGUUGACACAAUAGAGAACAUUUUUCAUCCACUUGGAUAUGACACUGCACAAAGCUUAGGGAAAGGAAGGAUUUUGCGUUCUUGGAGGAAGAAUAAAAGGAGUGCUUGUCUUGAUGCUCUUAAGCCUGUAAACGGAAUAUUAGACUGCUCGUUAAUGGAUCAGAUUAAGCCUUCAGAGUCAUUAGACUUUCAGUUCUCCUUGGAGUCACUUCUUUCAUUAAUUGCAGACAAGAACAAGACUAUUGUGCUUGCAGUUGCUGGAUAUAGUUAUAAAGACAUGCUAAUGAAUUGGGCUUGCCGAUUACGCCACUUGCGGGUCACAAAUUUCAUUGUUUGUGCUCUUGAUGAUGAAACAUACAACUUCUCUAUCUUGCAAGGUCUGCCUGCAUUUAGGGAUGUGUUAGCUCCAAGUGACAUCAGCUUCAACGAUUGCCACUUUGGCACAAAGUGCUUCCAGAGGGUGACCAAAGUUAAGUCCAGAAUGGUUCUUGAGAUACUGAAGCUGGGUUACAAUGUUCUUCUCAGUGAUGUUGAUGUAUACUGGUUUAAAAAUCCAUUACCAUUUCUUUCCUCUUUCGGUAUUUCUGUUCUUCCGGCUCAGUCUGACGAAUACAAUGAAGCAGGACCUAUAAAUAUGCCGAGGAGAUUGAACUCUGGAUUUUACUUUGCUCGGUCUGAUGCUUCAACUAUUGCAGCCUUGGAAAAGGUGGUGAAGCAUGCAGCGAAUUCGGGCAUUUCUGAGCAGCCAAGCUUUUAUGACACGCUAUGUGGAGAAAAUGGGACCAAUCGCGUUGGUGACAAUAGAUGUCUAGAGCCUGAAACAAAUCUGACGGUCCAUUUCUUGGACAGAAAUCAUUUCCCGAAUGGUGCAUACAAAGGACUUUGGCAGAAGAAAAAUGUAAGAGCAGCAUGUAAGAAGAAGGGCUGUUUUGUGAUCCAUAACAAUUGGAUAAGUGGAAGGCAGAAGAAGCUAGAACGUCAGGUAUCUUCUGGCUUAUGGGAGUAUGAUAUGAGCACAAGAAUGUGCAUACAAACCUGGCAUUAGUCGAAAUUGGCACUUAGUUUUUGAGAUGGUCAUUUCAUAUCCACUGUUGGUGGCUGAACUAAAGACAAAAGAACAUUCUUUCCCGCAUGUCUGUUAACUAUGAAGAGCUUUGGAUUCUUCACACCUUUCUGUUCUAAAUAGCAAUAAAUUAUGACAGCCGGCCAUAUAAACAGAGAAGGAUAGAGAAUGGUUUGUAGUAUUAGUGUACCUCGAGCGAAUAGAGAGCCACCAAGAUUAGGCCAGUGGACUACUAUAAAACAUUUGGCUGAGAGUCUUAAGACGAC